GUAAAAAUUAAAAUAAAGGCCCACAAACAGAUUUUACAAAUAGCAGUCGCACCCCACUUCGCCCACUCUUCCCCUUAUUUCUCUCCCAUAUUCCCCCCAACAUCAACUUCCUCCACUCCUCCUUCAUCUUCUUCCCUCCUUGUUCAUAUAAAUAUAUAAUCCUUUCUAUUUUAUCUUCAAAAAUCAGCAUAAUCUGUUGUUUUUGAGUUUUUAUCUCUCUCCUUUUAUCUUUGAAACAUUUGCCGCCUUUUCGUUGAAGUUAUGGCGGAAGAUUUGGAUGAUGGUGAGUUCUGGCUUCCUUCGCAUUUUCUCACCGACGAUGAUAUUCUCAUGGAUUUUGAUUUCUCCGCUCCUAAAGUACCCAACUCGGGUUUGGGUUUUGUUGGUUACGGGUCAUCAUCUUCUAACUCGAAUUCGGAUUUGGAGUUAACUUCUGGUUGUACCGAAACCGAGAGCGACGAAGAGGAUAUUUUACUUUCCGGGUUGACCCGGAAGAUUGCUCGCGUCGACCUACAAGAUUCUUCGUGUCCUGUUCACUCUAAGGGGUAUGUGCUGUCAAGUUCGCCGCAAUCGACGCUAUGUGGGUGUUUUUGCAACCAUGGUUCAAGCCGGGAAAGCCUAUCGCCGCCGCAACCGCCGCCGCAAAACAACGACAAAAGCGACGACAACAACAAAGAAAACAGCAACAACGCAACAUUAGAUCUGCUAAAUAAGGCGGCGGGGGAGGUGGCUAGAUUGAAGAUGAAGACUGAAAAAAGUACCGGAACUGGAUUCUUCGAUUGCAGUCAAAAAGAAGUUUUAUACCCUUCUCCUCUUAGGAAUCCUGACCACUUUCCUCCCAUUUAUUACCAACCUCAAUUCCACCAUUUUCCUCCGAUGGUGUGGGCGCCGUCAAAUGGUGUGCAGUAUAAUCAGGCAAAGCAGCAACCGUUGCCGCAAAACAGAGCAACCAAUAACAACAAGAGCAACAAUAAGAGCAACGGUAACAACAACAGCAAUCGUCCUUUAGGGCUGCCGCCAUCUGCUUGGCCUACUCUGCAACAAGUGCAGGCCCAAAAUCAGGCCCAUCCGAUGCCGCCUCAACCCAUGUUUGUUGGGCCCAAGAGGGAAUGUAACGGCACCGGUGUUUUCUUACCCCGUAGCGUUACCACCACCCCUUCCGUACCCCGCAAAAAAGCUGAUGGGAAUGCAACAAAGUCGUCUAAGACGGGAAAAGGUUCACAAUCACAGUCGAGCAACCGACGAAACGCUAGUGCUACAACCACCCCAACGGCAAGUAAUAAUGACAUCCAGCUGCCUCAGGAGUGGACUUAUUAACACCACCCGCGUUGGGUGUUUUCGAAUGUUUGUUUCAUCGGUAGAUGUGGUAGAUGAUGACGACAACGACGACAAAGACGACUAGAAGUGAUGAAAGGAUUAGCAAAAUUUAGGAUUAGUAAUAUAUAGACUAAUAGAUAUGAUGCGUGAAGAAAAAUAAGAAUUUUGAAUAACUACAGGAUUUGGUGAUCAGGUAUUUCUGGUCUCCAAUGAUAAAAUAAAACUUAUAGGAAAUAUUAUUAUUAAUAAUAAUUAUAAUUAUUAAGUUUAACUUCAUGGGUUGGUGUUUUCUUGUAUCCCACGGAGUUUGUCAGCAUAAUAAGAUCGCAAGGUCUAUUUUUUAUUUUUCUUUCUUUUAUUGGUGAUUUUUAAUUACCAGUUAUAAAAAAUCUAGUGGUAGUGCUAUAGUGGUGGUGUUGUAUCCAUAGUGUUACAAUUUUUUUUGUUCGGGGGUUUGUGUUUGAUUUUGUGUCAAUUUGAUAUUUUGAUGUAUAACCUUGCCGCGGAAAGUGUGGAUGGGCAAAAUCAAUAAAAACUGCUACUACUGCUUUUGUGAUAAUAAUAUUGUACCUAUUUUACUUUCAA
Chenopodium quinoa (quinoa) is the source of this 1902-nucleotide messenger RNA. RefSeq names its product type-2 histone deacetylase 1-like. The record is from RefSeq and is a predicted model, not a curated record. The transcript has 4 exons. Lineage: Eukaryota; Viridiplantae; Streptophyta; Magnoliopsida; Caryophyllales; Amaranthaceae. The coding region runs from base 262 to 1317 and encodes 351 amino acids.